CGCAGCAUAGGGAGACAACGUGACAACGCGCACCCAAAGUCCUCGAGUCCCUCCGGCGCCCCCAGACGCCCCCGAGUGCCCCAAGGAGUGCCCCAAGCCCAGUCCCGGCGCUGCAGGGCGUCGUCGGCACCCUGCGCACCCCGCCGCCACCAUGACGCCACCCACCGCCCGAUGCGGCGGCACCCCCGGCUCCCCCGAGCCCCAGUCGCCGGGCGGCCCCGAGGGGGCGUUGGCCGCCAACCCCAUGGACUCCAUGGCCUCCGAGGCCUCCGCCGUCGCGACGGGCCCGACGGGCCGGCCGCGCGCCUGGAAGGUGCCCGCCUCCGACAUCGCCCGGAACACGCACAACUACAUCCGGAGCAUCGUGGAGAACAUGCGCAUCGAGCCACACCCCGACAAGCACAUGAUAGCGCUGUCUAUCGGUGACCCGACCAUUUUCGGCAACUUCAAACCGCCCGUGGAGGUGGUGGACGCAGUCCGGGAGAGCCUCCUCUCCUUUCAGUACAACGGCUACGCGCCUAGCUCAGGGUACCUGGAGGCCCGCGAGGCGGUGGCGCGGUACAGCUCGCGGGACGGGGUGGACGUGGAGGCCAAGGACGUGGUGCUCUGCAGCGGCUGCUCGUGCGCGCUGGACCUGUGCAUCACGGUGCUGGCCAACCCGGGCCAGAACAUCCUGGUGCCGCGACCGGGCUUCUCCAUCUACCGCACCCUGGCCGAAGGGCUGGGCAUCGCCACCAAGUCCUACAACCUGCUGGCCGAGCGGUCCUGGGAGGUGGACCUGGCGGGGCUGGAGGCGGCCAUCGACAGCGAGACGGCCGCCAUCGUCAUCAACAACCCCAGCAACCCGUGCGGCUCGGUGUUCCGCCGGCAGCACCUCCUGGACAUCCUGGCCGUCGCGUCGCGCCACCGCGUGCCCAUCAUCGCCGACGAGAUCUACGAGCACCUGGUGUUCCCGGGCGAGCGCUACCACUCGCUGGGGUCGCUGUCCACCGACGUGCCCGUCUUGUCCUGCAGCGGGCUCACCAAGCGCUUCCUCGUCCCGGGCUGGCGCAUGGGCUGGAUCGUGGUGCACGACCGCGGCGGCGUCCUCGAGGAGGUGCGCGGCGGGCUGCAGAAGCUGAGCCAGCGCAUCAUCGGCAGCAACACCCUGGUGCAGGGCGCGCUGCCCGCCAUCCUGCAGAACACCCCCGCCGCCUUCUACGAGGACACGGCGCGGCGGCUGCAGCUGCACGCGCGGAUAGCCUUCGAGUGCCUGCGCGAGGUGCCGGGCCUGAGCCCCGUCAUGCCGCAGGGCGCCAUGUACAUGAUGGUCGGCCUCAACAUGGCCCACUUCCCCGCCUUCGCCACCGACCUCGACCUAGUCAACAGCCUCGUCUGCGAGGAGUCCGUGUUCGUCCUCCCCGGACAGUGCUUCGACUUCCCCGGCUACGUCCGCCUGGUGCUCACGGUCCCCGAGGAGCAGCUGCGCGAGGCGUGCGCCAGGAUCCGGGACUUCUGCCUGCGCCACUACGACACCGCCGUCACCGCCAUCACCGCCAUGGAGCUGGAGCCGGCCGCCGUGCUGGCCGAGGACCUGCUCGUCAACGAGAUCAAGGACCUGCAGGAGGACAUGGAGGUGGUGGACAUCCUGGUGGAGGACAGGCUGGCGGCAGUGGCGGCCGCCCCCGGCGUCGGCCAGGUCGGCCAGGUCUGAAGCGUCCCGCCGCCCCGCUCCGCGGCUCGGGGCAGAGACCGCUAGUGCCGACGACGUCGUAGUGCGACACGGACUCCAGGAACACCAUUGUGUGCAACUAGUGUCAGUGCGACGUCCCGGACCGGACCGCCCCCGGUGUUCCUUUGUCUCGACGCCUCAGGGCGUCGCAAGUGAAUUCGUGUGCCAUUCCUGAUACUUUGGGACUUCCCCCGCCUGUUUCUUCUCACGUCGUACUUCGCACUCUCGCCGCCACCGUUGUUUCCACGCGGUGCUGCGAACGACUUCGGCGAUCAUCUUGUGUGCUAGUCGUAUGAACGCGGAGAGGCCGCGCGUGUCCUGUGACUUUGUGUUUACUGUGUACAACUUUUCGAUAUGACUAAUAAAAACCGAAACAACUCGAAA
Messenger RNA from Thrips palmi, 2095 nucleotides. It is a transcript of the gene Tat, whose product is annotated as tyrosine aminotransferase. Lineage: Eukaryota; Metazoa; Arthropoda; Insecta; Thysanoptera; Thripidae. The record is from RefSeq and is a predicted model, not a curated record. Gene Ontology annotation, biological process: aromatic amino acid metabolic process; biosynthetic process. The transcript has 7 exons. The coding region runs from base 152 to 1693 and encodes 513 amino acids. Gene Ontology annotation, molecular function: L-tyrosine:2-oxoglutarate transaminase activity; pyridoxal phosphate binding.